Molecule: messenger RNA, 1544 nt
Organism: Orbicella faveolata
Lineage: Eukaryota; Metazoa; Cnidaria; Anthozoa; Scleractinia; Merulinidae
Product: DCN1-like protein 1
Biological process (GO): protein neddylation
Cellular component (GO): ubiquitin ligase complex
Molecular function (GO): cullin family protein binding; ubiquitin conjugating enzyme binding; ubiquitin-like protein binding
Source: RefSeq, a predicted model, not a curated record
AUUCUUCCUCGAAUAAAAGUCUUUAAAAAAUAUUCGAACUAAACUGGGGUAAAUUUUUACCCAUACCAUAAUUAAAAUAAUUUGCAAAACUCUUUUCUUGUAUCCACUUAUGGCAGGACAUGGAGAUCAAAAUGAUUAAACUAUUUGCAGUAUGCGGUCGCCGAAUUUAGGACAGCGGGCUCAGAUUACAUUUCGAAGGAAGGUUUGGGCGGUAGUGUUAUGUGGACAUGCACAGGUUAAAGUCUUCCCAGCGCGAGAAAGUGAGGCAGUUUAUCUCCUUCACUGAGACGAACGAGAAGACCGCAAUAAACUGUCUCAGUCAAAAUGAUUGGAGGUUGGACGUGGCGUCAGAUAGUUAUUUUCAAAAUCCAGAAAGAUAUUACAUCGAUACGAAACCUUUAAUAGACAAGAAAAAGCUGUCACACUUGUUUGAUCGUUACAAAGAUCCAACUGAUGAUGAUAAAAUCAUGGCAGAAGGGAUCGGCCGAUUCUGUGAAGACCUCAAGUUAGAUCCUACCAACCUAAGAGUACUUUUAAUUGCUUGGAAAUUUAAAGCUGCAACACAAUGCGAGUUUACAAGGAAAGAGUUUACGGAUGGCAUGUUAGAACUAGGUUGUGAUUCAAUUGACAAACUCCGAAGCAAGCUUCCCAACCUGGAGGCAGACCUCAGAGACACUGUCAAAUUUAAAGAUUUAUACCAGUUCACUUUUAAUUUUGCUAAAAAUCCAGGCCAGAAAAGCUUAGAUUUAGAGAUGUCCAUUGCUUAUUGGAAUAUAGUCCUUAGAGGGAAAUUUAAAUUCCUUGAUAUUUGGUGCGAGUUUCUCCGGAUACAUCAUAAAAAGGCUAUAUCCAAAGAUACGUGGAACCUUUUGCUAGACUUCAGUAACAUGAUCGAGGAUGACAUGAGCAAUUAUGAUGAAGAAGGAGCAUGGCCAGUACUAAUAGAUGAAUUUGUAGAGUAUGCUAAACCUAAAGUCACAGGAAAGCAAACAACUGUAUGAUACAACCCUGCUUGCACUAGGAAUAUUGCGGCUGGAACAUGGUCUGUCUGUGGUCAUCUUUUUACAACACAUCAAUUGACAAACUUGGAACUUUGUCAUUAUUUUUCAUGAAGAUCUCAGUGACGACCGUCUAGAAUUUAAGUGCAAUAUCAUCAUAAACAAAAAGCCUUUAUUGCUGGACUGUAAAAGGAUGUUUUCUUUCUAUGACAACCUAAUAUUAAUGACUGUCAAUAGACUCAUAAUACCCUGAGGAUGUACAUAAUGGUAAUAAAACCAAUAUUUUCAUACCAAUUUCUUGUUACAAUAUUGUUACGUAGAUAGGGUGGCUGUCUUCUUAUACAAUCCCUUUUCCCUUUGUAGAUUUGUUAUCUAUUAGUCAGAUUUUUCCUCCCUUUAUAGCCACUCUUUGUAAAGUUUUUAGUUAAAUUAAAAUCAGAGGUAGUCCAUAUCCUUGCAACUAUAACCGAAUACUACUACCUCUGUGAAAACUGAAAAUUAAGAUUGAAGUGUUAAACAGAAUUAAAGCAAUUUUUGUACCUCUUA